AUGACUGAAGGCAUGGUCUAUGAAGAAGACCAACUAGUAUGGGCAAAAAUACGAGGAUACCCAUGAUGGCCAGGAGUAGUAAUUUUUACUUAGAUCAGCAAGGUUGGAAAGACUAGCCAGCUGCGUUCAAAUGAAGAUAUACAGUAUACAAUCAAUUUCAUAGGAGAGAAUACACAGUAAACUCUAGGCAGCGCUUCUUUGCCAUCUAAAUAUAUAAAUGAAUUUGAUACUUAUUAUACCCAGCAUUCUAAAUUAAAAGGCAGAGCUCCAGGCAAUAAAUGAUUAUUGACAUGUAUUGGAAUUGCAAAACAGCUUUAUGACGGAAUCUUAAACGUUUCUAAUCUUUCAAGUAUUAAUGAAGCUUUGAUUAAGAAAAAACAUAGGCCAAAAGAAGUCAUAUUAAAUGCCGAUGCUCUAGCCCAGCCGAAAGAGCCUAAUUUUAAACUUGAGCAGCUAAAAAGGCUAAUUGAAGAAAAGAUUCAUAAAAUCAGCGAACUUCAAAUCAAGACAAAAUCAAGAAAGACUACAAAUAUUUUAGCAAGACAUGAAAAAUUGUUAUCAGAAUUCACUGAAGAAAUUAGUGACGAAAAAGACAAAGUUACCGAAAUUUGUGAGAGUCUUUAUGAAUUAAUAGAACUUGACAUAAAUGCCAAACUUUUAGCGAAAAAUCCAAUUAAAAAAAUAGUUAAGCUCUUAGCUAAUUUAUGUCAGAAAAGUAAUUGCGAUGUGCUCAAAGAACUUGCUGAGGUUGCUUUAAGGCUAAGGGAAUAUUGGAAAAAAAUUCGUGAACAAGGGAGCUUGGGAUUAGAAGGAUGUGGAAAAGUUUUCAAGCCAGUCUCUGAUGAUUCUUACAUCGCCGACAAGUGCUUGAGAAGACGAGUUUGUUGUAAAAUCGCUAAAGUCCUAUCCCCUCCCCUCAUAAUUAUACUAUUUAUUCUAAAAAAUCCUAUAUUUAUGCACCUCGAAUAUAGAAAAUAAUAAGUUCACAAUAGAAAAAGCUCAGGAGUUGGCUUUGUCUAUUGAAAAGAAUUUAAGGACAAAGGAUCCUUCUAUGUCGUCUAAAUAUAGGUAUUACUUCAGAAUUAUGAUAAGAGAUAUUAAGAAUAUCAGUCCAGUAGCCUACGAAGCUGCCACUGAGGUCAAUUAG
Blepharisma stoltei is the source of this 1147-nucleotide messenger RNA. Lineage: Eukaryota; Ciliophora; Heterotrichea; Heterotrichida; Blepharismidae. The record is from the annotation of a GenBank genome assembly.